UACACGUUUCUCUCUCUACUCUGUCAGUGUUAAAAUCUUUUUGUAGCAUCUCAUUUCAUGACAUCACAUUCUUAAAGUUAACCUUUUCAUCCCUUCAAACACUUUUUGUUGUUGUUCUUUUUCUCUCACUAACAUAUUAAAACAUUUUUUCAUUUGUUUUGUUUUUCCAUUGUUGUUUGUAAAUUGUAAUGGCUGGUAUUUCUAGCAGAACUCGUAGCAAAAAUGUUCCAUUGUUUGGUUGUCUUCCUCCGAAAUCGAAGCGGCGAAGAAAGAGUGAUGAAGAACCUUUUGUUAUUUUCAUUGAUGGAGAUGAUGAUGGUGAUGAAGAUAUGUAUUUUGAAUCUGCUUCUGAUUCUAAGAAUAUGAUGCUAAAUGAAGAACCUUUUGUGGUUCCUGAAGGUGCCAAGGUAAUUUCCAUUGAACAUGAUGAUUAUGGUGGUCAAGAUGAAGAAGGGUCAGUGCAGCAAUGUGAUGAAAACUUUGUUGGUGAUGAAGACAACCCUAUUUCAAUACAUUCAGAUGAGUAUGGUGAAAGUGAUGAAGAACACUAUGGUUCUGAUUCUGAUGCUGCUGAUGCUGAUGAAGUUAAAGAUGGAGUGAAGAGUGAUGCUGAUGCUGAUGUUAAAGAUGUAGUAAAAAUGGAUGCUGAUGAUGAUGCUGGUGAUGUUAAAGACGGAGUAAAGAGUGAUGAAGUUGGAGGGAACGGUGAGUUUUAUGAUAAAGAUAAAAGCUUUAUUGAUUUGGGUGAUUCUGAUAAGAGUGAUAGUGAUGAUUCUGAUGAAAGUGAGGAUUCUGGUUCAGAUGAAAGUGAAGAAAAUGAGACCAGUGAUGAGGAUUUUAGGGUUGAUGAGAUGAAUGAGAUUUUUGGCAAUGAUGAUGACAAUUCUUCUAGUUCCUCUUAUUUGAAUGAGAAGGAGGAGGAGGAGGAAGAAGAAGAGAAGAAGAAAACGGGUGAGCCGAAAUACUAUUAUGCGGUGGAGGAGCUGGUGAGAGAGGUAAUGGAUAGACAAAGUGGAAUUUCUGAGAGGAAUGAUGAGGAGGUGAAUGUUGAGAAUAGUCCAUCUUCCACAAAUAUUGAUGAGUUGGAGCAUGAAGAUCAUGCUAGUGUUUCCUCCUGUACCAUUGAGAAGAAGGGUAGUUCUUCUUCUAAGCUGAAUGGAGUAUCAGAGACACUGAAACCAAAGAGUGUAGAAGGGAAAGCGAAAAAUCUCUCUGAUGAAAGUGUGAAUAUAGGAGUGAAUGCCAAAUCAAAAAACAAAUCCAAGGAAAAUGUUGGUGAUUCUGAUCGAGGAAAAUAUCAAUUUGUUAAAGGCUUAGAUGUUGGAGGAAUUUCAUCAGUUCAAAAAAAGCAAGAAGAGAUGAAGAAUGAAUCAAUUGUGUUGGAGUUCAAGUAUGAUGCUGUUGAUCGACGAGAUAGGCAGCCACCACUGGUUCCUGUGGAGACACCCCCAUCGAUAUGGAGCUUUAAAAAGGUGGGAAAAGUGCAAAAGACCAACGAGGAUGAAGAGAAUGAUGUGUUACAGGAUGAAUUGGAGACAACCAUUAGAGAAUCAAAAGUUGUAUCCAAGAAUGAAACAUCAGAGGGAAAAAAAACAAAUUAUGUCAAAGGUAAAGACAAUGCCAAACCUAAGGACAGUGUGAAUGUUGGAGGAAAAAAAAAUUAUGUCAAAGGUUUAGGUGUUGGUGGAGUUUCAUCGGUUCAAACGAAGCAAGAAGAGAUGAAGGAAUCAAAUAAAGAGAAAAUGACGGAGAAUAAAGGAAGGGAUUAUAAAGGUGUAGCUAACAUCCCUAUUGAGAAGAAGAAGAAGAAGGAAUCUAUUGAUAACAGUUGUUUGAAUCAAAGCGUCAAAAGCCCACAUUUUACGCCAAAGGAGUUGCGUUCACUCGAACUCCUUGCUCAAUGCUAUUGGGAAAGAAAGAAUACCAUGAACAAAGAUUCAAUUGUGUUGGAGGUCAAUGAAGAUUGCGUUGAUCGGCAAGAUACACAGCCACCACCAGUUUCUGUGGACACGCCUCAUGAACGGAUAUGGAGCCUCAAAAAGGUGGAAAAAGUUCAGAAGACUAAGGAGGAGGAAGAGAAUGAAGUGUUAUGGGAUGAAUUGGAAACGACCCUUAGAGAAUUAGAAGCUGUAUGCAAGAUUGGAAAUUUAGAGACAGAUGAAGCUAGCGGAAGUCCAUCAUCUUGUUGUGAACACAACAUUUUUCUCGAUGAAGAGAUUGGUGAAUAUUGCAAAUCAUGUGGCGUGGUUAUUACCGAGACCAAAUAUAUCUCACCACUAGUGAUUGAUAGAUUUCCCCAUGAAGGUUAUAGAAAGAGAGCUUCAUUUGAUGAUUCAGUAAAUGCCUCGCUCUUUGAUGGCUCUAAGUUCAAUGUUUCUGAUGGUGAAUCAGAGACUAAUUUCUCUCAUAAUGAAGGCACUGUUUGGGACCUAAUUCCUGAUGAUGUGAAAGAAACCUCGUAUCCUCAUCAAAAAGAAGGCUUUGAGUUCAUUUGGAAAAACUUGACAGGAAACAUCGAUCUUCACAAGUUGAGUAAAACCGAUCCUCGCAGGGAGGGUGGCUGCAUUAUCUCCCAUGCUCCCGGAACCGGAAAGACAAGGUUGACUAUAAUGUUUCUCAUGUCAUAUCUGAAAGUGUUUCCUAAAUGCUUGCCCGUUAUUGUUGCACCUGCGAGUUUGUUACUUACUUGGGAAGAUGAGUUCAAAAAAUGGGACGUUGGAGUUCCAUUUCACAAUUUGAACAAUCUUGAGUUAUCCGGUAAAGAGCAUGGUGAUGCCGUUAAUUUGCAUAAUUGGUCUAAUGCACGGCCUAGUAAGGAUACAACGCGGAUGGUGAAACUGAUUUCGUGGUACAAAGAAAGUAGCAUUCUCGGGAUCAGUUACAGUUUGUACGAGAAGCUAGCUGGAGGAGGGGGGGAAUGUGAUGAUGAAGAUGAGAAAAAGAGAAAACAAGCAAGAGGAGUGCGAUCCAAAAAUAAGAGAGAGAAAAAAUACGCAAGUACAGAGAAGAGAAAUGGUUAUAUGAGAAAGGUUUUACUUGAAGCUCCUGGUUUGUUGGUUUUCGAUGAAGGACAUACACCGAGAAGUGAAAAAAGUCUUCUUUGGAAUAUGUUGUUGGAGAUCCAAACAAACAAACGGAUUAUACUUUCUGGAACACCUUUCCAGAACAAUUUCAUGGAACUGUACAACACUCUGAGCUUAAUGAAGCCUUCAUUUCCUAAUACGAUAUCCCUCAAGCUAAAAAACUUUUGCCAGAAGCCGAAACGUAAAAAAACAUCGAAAAAAUCCAGUUGGGAACUGGUUUCUGGGAAUUCUUCUGAUAAUGAGAUCAAGCAGUUAAAGUUGCUUAUGGAUCCCUUUGUUCAUGUUCACAAAGGUGCGAUCCUUCAAAAGAAGCUUCCCGGGUUAAGAAAUUGUAUUCUGACUUUGAAGCCGGACAGUUUUCAGAAGCAAACUCUUGAGAGCAUUAAAAGUUCUCACAACAUUUUUAUCUCUGAGCCUAAGGUGACAAUGGCAUCUGUCCAUCCAUCUCUUUUGCUCGAAUGCAAACUUUUGGAAGAAGAGGAAUCUGUUCUCGACAAGGACCGGCUAGAAAAGCUUCGAUUGAAUCCAAAUGGAGGUGUGAAAACCAAAUUCUUGGUGGAGUUUGUUAGGCUUUGUGAUGCUGUUAACGAGAAGGUUCUUGUGUUCAGUGAAUUACUCGGUCCUUUACGCUUAAUUAAAGACCAAUUAAGCUCUUCUCUUAAUUGGACCGACAAGGAAAUUCUGUACAUGGAUGGCGUGGUUAGAUUAAAAGAAAAGCAGGAGCUAAUCCAUAGCUUCAACGAUGCAAACUGCCAAGCAAAGAUUCUACUUGCAUCGACAAGAGCUUGUUCCGAGGGAAUUAGCUUAGUCGGAGCAUCAAGGGUUGUGCUGCUCGAUGUUGUAUGGAAUCCUUCGGUCGAAAGGCAGGCUGUCAGCAGAGCCUAUAGGAUUGGACAGAAGAGAGUUGUCUACACAUACCAUCUGCUCACUGAAGGGACCACAGAACACCUAAAAUAUUUCAAACAGUCCGAAAAGGACCGGUUAUCUGAGCUCGUCUUUUCGGAUAAACACAUUGAUAAUGAUGAGUCCAAGAGUUGUGCUGUGGACUUUGAUGAUAAAGUUCUUGAUCUGAUGCUUCAGCACGAAAAACUUAAAGGCAUGUUUGUUAAGUGCUUGGUUCAGCCGAAGGAGCGAGAUUUUGUCGAGAGUUUCGGCUAUUGAUUAUACUUUAGAUGAAUGUCAACUUCUAAAGUUUUAGUCUAUAGGCCAAGGACAAACAACUUUCAAAGGAGACCUCUAUGCCAGCUGGGAAAAAAAAGUCUCCAAGAGCACAUAACAUUAUAUUCAAAUUCUUAUUUGUUAUUUGCAUAUUUUGUAUUUAAAGAAUGCUAUAAUUCACUUCAAUAUUACACUGUCAGUGUAUUGAAAUGGAGAGCAAUGCUACAAUUUUUCUUCUGAGAAGCAUUGAAUGCUUUUCCUUAACAUUACACUUUGAGCAAACACCUCU
Molecule: messenger RNA, 4530 nt
Organism: Medicago truncatula (barrel medic)
Lineage: Eukaryota; Viridiplantae; Streptophyta; Magnoliopsida; Fabales; Fabaceae
Product: SNF2 domain-containing protein CLASSY 4
Exons: 5
Coding region: 189-4244 (1351 amino acids)
Biological process (GO): gene silencing by siRNA-directed DNA methylation
Molecular function (GO): ATP binding
Source: RefSeq, a predicted model, not a curated record